This is a messenger RNA of Sabethes cyaneus, 1047 nucleotides long. Its product is annotated as GATA zinc finger domain-containing protein 15-like. The record is from RefSeq and is a predicted model, not a curated record. The transcript has a single exon. NCBI's taxonomy places the organism in Eukaryota, Metazoa, Arthropoda, Insecta, Diptera, Culicidae. The coding region runs from base 1 to 1047 and encodes 348 amino acids.
AUGGAUCGUAUUGAAGCGCUUCUCGGUGACGUGAAAAAAGAGCUGACGACGUAUAGGAGUGCUGUUACUACUGGCCUAGUUAGUGGAAUAAAAAACCACCUGACGUCAUUGGUCGAUUUGGCAAUGCAGACAUCGAAUAAAGAUGUAGUAUCUUCGAUGCAAUCGAUGUCGUCAGGGAUGUCGGAGCUCAAUGACGAAAUUAAAAGACUUUCUACUGUGACGAUUGAUAUGGCGGCUAACUCAACCAUGCAGCACUACCCAACAAGAGGACUGGAAAUUCUCGAUGAGUCGAAGAUACUAUCUACAAAUUUUGCAGUGGCUCAUAAAAGAAAUGUACAUUUGCCUACGCCGCCGGCUGAGGGCCCAAGUUUGUAUGCCGAAUUAAACGCGGGCGAUGAAAAUGAAAAUAUGGUUGACAAUUCUGGAUGGCGAGUUUUGGGCAACAAGAAGGUAUGGAAAGCCUCGUGGCUGGAGUACGAUCAAAAGGAAUCACGUCGUUUAGAGCAGGAAAGAAGAGCUGAGCAAGCUAGAAGUAGAAGGAGGCGAAAUCGAAGGAAUCGUAACGUCGCACACAAUAAUAACGUAAAUAACAACUGUAGGCAAAACAACUACAACAACAACCGCAGAAAUAUCAACAAUAACAACAACAAUCACCGCGAAAAUAGUAAUAAUAACAACGUGAACUUCAGAUCCAACAGUUAUUACUCCAAUAAUAACCGUAACACAAAUCGUAAUAAUCGUAACAACAACAGCAACCGUAACUUCAACUAUACUAGGACUCAGAAUCAAAAUACCUGGCUUCCACCUGAUAGAGUACUUCUUGCAGCAGCAAAAGAUCAGUUUUCUAGGCCACCAGCUAAUUAUCAUCCAUCAAUACAGUUUCAAAGAGGUGAAAUUUUAAACCCGUAUCCGGUAAAUGGUAAUCUACAACGAUCUCUUCCGGCCCACACUUCCGACCUGAUGGCUCCAGGGCAUCCUCCAGGUGGAUCGUGUGACGCGUGUUCAUGUCGACACACGUGUUUUCGGAGCACUCGACGCACUCCCUAG